Lactuca sativa (garden lettuce) is the source of this 1708-nucleotide messenger RNA. RefSeq names its product metalloendoproteinase 1-MMP. NCBI's taxonomy places the organism in Eukaryota, Viridiplantae, Streptophyta, Magnoliopsida, Asterales, Asteraceae. Gene Ontology annotation, molecular function: metalloendopeptidase activity; zinc ion binding. The record is from RefSeq and is a predicted model, not a curated record. Gene Ontology annotation, biological process: proteolysis; extracellular matrix organization; collagen catabolic process. Gene Ontology annotation, cellular component: extracellular matrix.
GUAGUAUAACUUAUAGAUAUAUUUUUGAAUCUAUCAAUGUUUUUCAGUAAUUCAAGAUAGGAAGUUUAACUUAUAUUAAUAUUAAUAUAUUACGAAAAUUCAUGAAUACAAUAUUUGGAUUUUAUGGUUAUCGAAAAUUCUUUCGUUUUGCUACAAAUAUGCCAAACUUCACUUUCAUGUCUCCAAGCCCACCAUGCUCUACUCAUUCUUUUUUCUGGUACUCUUCUAUCCCACAUGUUUCCAGGCCAGACCAACCCCUCCGGUAACCACCACCACGUCCACCUUAAACCGCCAAAACUUCACCUGGGGCAACUUCGGGCAAUUCCUUCAUGCCAGAAAGGGCAGCAACUUCAGCGGCAUAUCAGAGCUCAAGAACUACAUGCAACGUUUUGGAUACCUCAAGGAUACAAACAUUAGCUCUGGGGACAACUUUGAUGACGAAUUCCAGAUUGCAGUAAUCCAAUACCAACAGAAACAUGCCCUAGCCAUUACCGGAAAACUCAACUCUGAAACAAUCUCUCAGAUGACAUUACCGAGAUGUGGCGUACGUGACACAUCUCCACCACCAAUUUUUCAUGAAAUCCGACAUUAUAAUUACUUCAAUGGCAAGCCAAGAUGGUCACGUGCCAUUCCAACAACUCUGACUUACGCUUUUUCCCCUAACUGCAUGGUUUCAAAUUUGAACCUUUCUGAUAUAAAGCAAGCCUUCCGACGAUCUUUUUCCCGGUGGUCAGCGGUGAUUCCGGUGAACUUUACAGAAUCAGAUUUUUAUGAGUUUUCCGACAUCAAGAUUGGGUUUUACAGCGGCGAUCAUGGCGAUGGAGAGCCGUUCGAUGGAGUUUUAGGUGUUUUAGCACAUGGGUUCUCACCGGAAAGUGGAAAGCUCCACCUUGAUGCGGCGGAGACAUGGGCGAUGGAUUUUGAAUCAGAGAAAUCCAAAGUCGCUGUCGAUUUGGAAUCGGUAGCAACUCAUGAAAUCGGGCAUGUGUUAGGAUUAGCUCACAGUUUUGAGAAAGACUCUGUAAUGUACCCUAGUUUGAGACCUAGACAGAAAAAGAUGGAUUUGAACGUCGAUGAUAUCGAAGGAAUUCAACAACUAUAUGGAUCAAACCCGAAUUUUAACAUUGAAGCUUUAUCGCAAUCCGAUACUUCUUCAAAUCAGAGUAUAGAUUCAAAGAUCGAGCUCCGAUCAUCGAGGUGGAUCAUUACCCUAGCAAUUCUCCUAAUCAUGUCUAUAAUCUUCAAAGCAUGAGAUACAAACGUGAAAGCAAAAGCGCAUAAGGGAGAUUGAAAAGUUUUAAUCAUAGAAUCUAAUCCAACCAAAGUUAAUCAGUCUUUUAAAACACUAGUUAAGGUCCAUGUUUUAUUAGUAUGUAUGUUUUAUUGAAGAAAAACAUGCAAUGCAUGGUUUUGGAAAGAGAAUGAUCAAGAUGAACAUAUUUAACAUCUAAAACUCGUUUUCUGUUUAAGUGAUGACGUGCACAAUGAAUUGUUAUUGUUUAGUGGCGAAUUUUUGGGAGAAUGUUAAACCCGUGUAACUGGAUUUAUUUCUAGUUAGGACGGAAUUGUCAAAAUAAAAUAUGAUAUUAAUCUAAUAAUAAUUUUUGAGUAAAUGAUAAGAAAACUUCCUAACGGUCGACGGUUGGCUGCUACCACCAAACAUCACUACCAUUCCCAUCACCUAAAAUUUCAACGUCAAUCUAUUGCU